GGCCAAGGGCUAGUUUUCACUUCUCUCAGGUUUAUCAGAAGACUCUGCAGUCGCCAUGUCUCGUAAGAUAAUUGGGAUCCUUCCUAACUAUUACGUGCACGUACUAGACCUGAAUACUAAUAUAACUACUGUGGAGAUUGGACCGCAGAAUCUUGUCCUACAGGACAAUCAUUCUCUUGAAGCCGGUCCUCUUCCCUUUGUGACGAUACCCCCCGGGCCACUACUGCCGGGUGGAACAUCCCAUCGAUAUCAAUAAACCAAUAGUUGAUGGGAAGUUAUACGAACUGAGAUUUGGACACAGAGAAAUAAGACUCCAUGGAGAUCCUUUCCCAUUGUUUCCUGGAGAGAGAUUACCUGAGAGUGGCAGUGCAACUGAUUAUUCUCGUGCUAUUAAGUGUCUUCCAACCAUAAAAGCAGAUCAUGGGAUACACUUGAGUGCUCUGGUUGAUAUGGAGGAGACUGAUACUGCUCCAGCUCGUAAGGCAGGGGAUGAGUGGCAGCUGAGAGGACCACUGACCUACUUACCCAAACCAGAAGAGCAAGUAGUAAAGAUGGUGUCUCCUAUUAUAAUAACUCCUGGUCAUGCUGUUCGUCUUAGAGCUCGUCAAGCCUUCACUGACGCUAAGGGAAUUUAUCGUUGCACUGGUGAGGAGUGGCUGGUGAGGGAUAUUGGAGCUUAUCUACCUGAUGUGUAUGAGGAGGAGGUUGUGAAUGAGGUCCAGUUAACUGUUUUAUCUCACCAUCAGUAUUGUGUGGUUGUUAAUCCUCUUGGUGAUGAUGGUAGACCAUGUCUUGGCUGUAGGGAACUGAGAAAAGGACCCAAGACAUUCUUCCUUCAUCCUGGUGAGAAGUUUGAGAGAGGGAUACAGGAUGCUAUUAUAUUAGAAUCUGAUGAAGCUCUUCUUGUCACUGCUCAAGAGGAAUUUGACGAUAUUACUGAAGAUGGUAGUAAAGUCCAUCUUACCCCUGGUGACCGGUGGAUGAUUCAUGGACCAACUGACUAUAUACCUAGAACUGAGAUUGGAAACAUACAGAGAAGGAAGGCUACUCCAUUAAAUGAGAAUGAAGGGAUUUAUGUUAGAAAUGUUCAGUCAGGACAGGUUCGUGCUAUAUUGGGCCCUCAGUCUUAUUUACUGCAAGCUGCUGAGGAACUGUAUGAGAAAGAACUGACUCCAUUAGCAGAAGAAAUAUUAAAGGAGGGUGGUGGUGUUGGUGAUGCCAGUAUUAGGAAGAUUGCAUAUUUUGAUGGAGCUAAAGACCCUUCGCUCUUUAAGGGAAAUAAGCGUGACAAAACUCGUGUAGUUACUUAUAGGUGCCCCAGUAACUGUGCAGUCCAAGUAUACAAUUACAUAGAGAAGACAGCUCGUGUUGUAUUUGGUCCUGAUCUUGUAGUGCUGGAUCCUCAUGAGAACUUUAAUGUCCUCAGUUUGAGUGCUGGUAAACCAAAGAAGGAGAAUGCCCUGAAAACUAUUUGCCUCAUGCUUGGUCCUAACUUCAUAUCUGACCAUAUUACAGUAGAGACAUCAGAUCAUGCUCGUCUUAAGAUUGCUGUAUCAAUGAACAAUGAAUUCAGAGUUGAAAGAGGUAACCCAGAGAGUGAGGCUAUGCUGUUCAGUGUUCCAGACUUCAUUGGAUUUGCUUGCAGAGAAGUUGCUAGUAAAGUGAGAGGGAAGGUUGCUUCUAUACCAUUUGAACAGUUCCACAAGCAUUCAGCUGAUAUUAUAACUGCUGCUGUGUUUGGUAAGAAUGCUGAUGGAGAAGUUAAUAAAGAAGUGAUAUUUACUGCCAAUAACCUGGUGAUCACUAAUAUUGAUAUUCAAAGUAUUGAACCAAUUGAUCAUCAUAUGAGGGACUCUCUAUCUAAAUCUGUUCAAAUGGCAAUUGAGAUAUCUACCAAGUCAAUAGAGAGGUCAGCACAGCAUGAGGCACAGAGAACUGAACAAAAAGCAAAAGGAGAACUAGAGAGACAAAAACUACAAAAUGAAAAGGAGGCAGAGGAGGCAAGGAAGGAGUUGUUAGAGUUACAAGCAGUAGCAGCUGCUGUUGAGAGCACUGGACAAGCUAAAGCAGAAGCACAAUAUAACUUCACUAUGAAGGAUUGAAUGUAAGGGGAACUUCCUUUCUUCCAGACGAUAGACUUUGCUCAUUUAGAGGCUGGACUCAUACCACCACCUUUCAUACCCAAUUCCAGAGCAGUCUAUGCUAAAGAUGUGUUAGAUAUUGACCAGUUCUCUUCAGUCAGAGGAGUAGAGAUUGAGAAAGCUGACGAGGACUUUGCUGACAAGUUUGCAACCGGAAUAGUACCCAAACCGUGGCAGGAGGAGAUGCUAGAGACUAACGUGUUUGACGACGUCAAUAAACUCUCUCCACUUGAAGCCCAGCGCUCCAAGUCCCUUGACAUGGUCCUGGAGGAGGAAGAACAGGAAUCCAUUAGACAAAGAACAGCCUCCAAUUCUUUCUUUGGGAAGUUCUUCAGACCUAAGAGACAAGUAACGAUUGAUAUACCUUGAUAGACACAGACAUCAGUUAUAACGUAGACUCCAUUAGCAGCUGUCCUGCUGGAUAUUAAUACAACACUGGCACUCACCUACCACUACUAAUGCACCUGACACCACUUCACCUACUCAACAGACACUAAUUCGUAUUAUUAUAAUUAAUUCGUAAAUUGUUUUUGAUAAUUAGUUCCCUUGUA
This is a messenger RNA of Amphimedon queenslandica, 2692 nucleotides long. RefSeq names its product major vault protein-like. The record is from RefSeq and is a predicted model, not a curated record. Gene Ontology annotation, cellular component: cytoplasm; nucleus. NCBI's taxonomy places the organism in Eukaryota, Metazoa, Porifera, Demospongiae, Haplosclerida, Niphatidae. Bases 450 to 2102 code for a protein of 550 amino acids. The transcript is spliced from 25 exons.